Molecule: messenger RNA, 806 nt
Organism: Sphaeramia orbicularis (orbiculate cardinalfish)
Lineage: Eukaryota; Metazoa; Chordata; Actinopteri; Kurtiformes; Apogonidae
Gene: pnx
Product: posterior neuron-specific homeobox
Exons: 2
Coding region: 81-722 (213 amino acids)
Biological process (GO): regulation of transcription by RNA polymerase II
Cellular component (GO): nucleus
Molecular function (GO): RNA polymerase II cis-regulatory region sequence-specific DNA binding; DNA-binding transcription factor activity, RNA polymerase II-specific
Source: RefSeq, a predicted model, not a curated record
AGACUAUAUAAGUCCGAGAAGAGCUCAGGCAGGGACAGAGGUACCUGCGUCCUGUUUGGUCCACGCACAGCAAGUUGAAAAUGCAGCCAGACGCAGCCAAAUUACCGCUUACGCACAGAACGCCUUUUUCUGUGGAUGAUAUUUUAGACCCAACAAAAUUUACAAAGAAAAAAAUCGAUGCUCACGCGGAAAUACUCACAGAAGCUUCUACUCCAAGAGAUCAUCCCAAAGAGAAGCAGCAGCAUCCAGGUGACUGCUGCAGCCCGGAGGAGGAGGAAGAGGAAGAAGAGGAGGCAGCUACUCCAUGCUCCGAGAAGAAGGUUCAGAGGAUGAGGGGAAAAAGUCGACGGAUCCGCACGGCUUUCACUCUGGAGCAGCUGCAGAUCCUGGAGCGCAGCUUCCAGAGAUGUCACUACCUGUCAGUUCUGGAGCGUCACACCAUCUCCUCUGCGCUCCGACUGACCGAGACGCAGGUGAAGAUCUGGUUUCAGAACAGACGCACCAAGUGGAAGAAGGAGCGGCUGCAAGGGAAGGAGGCAGAAGAGGAGCAGCACGGCUUCCCAUCAUCAUCAUUAUCACCAUCAUCACCAUCAUCCUCAUCAUACUCCUCACAUCCUUCUUCCGGCUCAGCUCUGACCUUCAGUCCUCUGCUCUGCCAACAGCGCACUCCCCUCCAUCUGUAUGCGCCGCUGCCACUGGUGCCAUAUCAUUAUUACAGAUGAUACAUAAUGUAACCUGAAUGAACACAUGCAAACCUGGCACUGCUGAUUAGAGGAGCUGUGGCAAAUGGGACUGAGUGGAAAAUG